Ceutorhynchus assimilis (cabbage seed weevil) is the source of this 1764-nucleotide messenger RNA. The record is from the annotation of a GenBank genome assembly. NCBI's taxonomy places the organism in Eukaryota, Metazoa, Arthropoda, Insecta, Coleoptera, Curculionidae.
UUUCCUUACAAAAUCAUCAUGUGUUGACCCCAUUUAAAAAAAAAAAAUUAAAAAAGAAAAAAAUGUAACAAACUAAUAUAAAAAUCAUCCCCUCAUUAUCAAAAUUCCAAGUGCUAUGAGUAAACGAGAAAUAAUCCAGAUCCAUAUAGGACAAGCUGGAGUACAAAUGGCCAGUGCUUGCUGGGAAUUGUAUUGUUUAGAACACGGCAUCCAGGUCGAUGGUCAAUUAUAUCCAGGAUACGAUACGGCCGAUCACAGUUCGGACACCUUUUUCAGUAUAACGGGUAGCGGACAAGCGGUUCCCAGAGUGGUAAUGAUCGAUUUGGAACCAACCGUCAUCGAUGAGAUUAGAACAAAUUACUACAGGAAACUAUUCCAUCCAAGCUCUCUGAUAACUGGCAAAGAAGAUGCAGCAAAUAAUUAUGCACGAGGCCGUUACACUAUAGGCAAAGAAAUGUUGGAUCUAGCCUUAGACAGAGUCCGUUUAACAGCCGAUGAUUGCCACUCGCUUCAAGGUUUCAUCCUUUUUAGAGCUUUUGGAGGUGGUACCGGUUCAGGCUUCACCACCAGCCUGUUGGAAGGCCUAUCAGCCGACUAUGGCAAAAAGAGCAAGUUAGAUUUUGCGGUGUAUCCAGCUCCACGUAUAUCUCCGGUCAUUGUCGAACCAUACAAUGCUGUGCUUACAACUCACGGCAGCAUCGAAGACGAAGAUGUUUGUUUCGUGAUGGACAAUGAAGCUGUUUAUGAUAUUUUAGAUAGAAAACUGGACACUCCUCGGCCAACUUACACUAACCCGAAUCGUCUUUUAGCCCAAGUGGUUUCGGCUGUAACUGCUUCACUUAGGUUCGAAGGUGCCACCAAUGUAAGCCUAGAAGAAUUCCAAACAAACUUGGUACCAUAUCCGAGAAUUCAUUUCCCAUUGGUCACUUACGCCCCGUUUAUAUCGGCAACCAAGGCUUUGCACGAGCAACUCUCAAUAGCUCAAUUAACUAAUGCCUGUUUCGAACCAGCCAGCCAAAUGGUCAAGUGCGAUACCAGAAAAGGCAAAUACAUGUCUUGCUGUUUGCUGUAUAGAGGAGACGUUUCGCCAACUGACGUAAAUAAUGUUAUAAACAGUAUCAAAGGUAAAAGAAGUAUUCAGUUUGUUGAUUGGUCACCGACUGGGUUCAAAGUUGGAAUCAAUUACAUGCCACCGACUACAGUACCUGGAGGUGACUUGGCGGCAGUAACGAGAGCUGUAACGAUGUUGUCGAACACGACCGCGAUUAGAGAGCCUUGGGAGCGGCUUUUACACAAGUACACUAUGAUGUACAAGAAAAGAUCGUUCGUACAUCACUAUGUUGGCGAGGGGAUGGAAGAAAACGAGUUUCAAGAGGCAAAGGAGGAUUUGGGAGCUUUGAUUAUGGAUUAUAAAGAAGUGGAUAGUGGAUAGUUUUUUUUUUUUUUUUUGGUAACUUCAUUAAACAUGAUGAGAAAUUCUGUUGAUUUGUUUUUGAUUGCUAUCGGAUGAAUUAAUAAAAAUUCGAUUGUCUCUUAUUAAUUUAUAUCAGUUUCAUCUGAUCGAAUCUAAUUGAAAAAGAAAACAUCAAGAGAAUAUAUAAACGAGCCGAUGGAUCCCUCGACGCAAGCCGAUUUCGUUUGCCCCCCUCUUAUUAUAUUAUUUUGAGCUUCUAUAAAGCCCUCGCUCUAUUUUAUUCUUGCGGUAACGACGGUAAUACGCAAUUAUCGACUGCGGAAUAACCGUAGGUACGUAGUUGAUACCGG